Messenger RNA from Hipposideros armiger (great roundleaf bat), 1391 nucleotides. Its product is annotated as collagen alpha-1(I) chain-like. The record is from RefSeq and is a predicted model, not a curated record. The transcript is spliced from 2 exons. Lineage: Eukaryota; Metazoa; Chordata; Mammalia; Chiroptera; Hipposideridae. The coding region runs from base 4 to 1134 and encodes 376 amino acids.
GGCAUGCGGAGGGGACAAGGGGGAGGUCCGCAAACGUCCGUGCGGGGGAGCGCAGGCCAGGCGGCCGAGGCCCGCGCGGAGUGUGGGGGAGGCGCCCUCUGCCCCCUCUGCCGGCCGCUUUCGGUCUGCCUGGAUGUCAGCCACGAGCUCCCAGCCAGCCAGAGAGAGCCAGAGAGGGAGCGGCGGCUGGCGGCGGGGAGGGGAAGAGGCGAGGCGAGGGAGGGAGGCAGGGAGGGCGGGAGGGAGGAGAGGAGGACCCAGAGAGCGCCAGGCAGCUGGAGUUUUUGCAGCGCUUGGCCGGGCUUCAAUGCACAGCAGCAGCGAGCCGCGGCGGCAGCAGGCAGCCCGGGAGCUCCGGCGGCGGCCGAGCCAGCGGCAGCCCCGCUCCCUGCCCCCUGCAAACUUUGCGAGCAGCCCGCCCGGGGGGCCGGGGGCGCGCCCGGGAGGCCGGGCUCGGCCCGCGGCCGCACUCUCCGCAGCCGCAGCACCAGCCUCCGCCGCAGCCCCGCGCCUCCCCGGGGAGCAGCCGGCGGUUCCCGCGGCCCCCCAACCCCGGCCCCUCAGCACUGCCCGGCCAGUCCCCCAGCAGGGGCGGGGGCAGCAGCGGCGCGGCCGGCUGCGGGCUGCUGGGGGGCGGCCGCCGCUGCCCAGGGAGACGCGCAGAGGCGCCGAGAGCGCUCCCCGGCGGGUCCCCAGCGCACUCGCUGCGCCCGGGCAGCGGCCCGACCAGGAGAGCAUGGGCGGCGCGGAGUGACGCCGCCGUGCCCGCUUGGCAUCAAGGACAUUCAGCCCGCGGGGGUGGGACGAAGGGGAACAGCCCGCGUCGCCGCUGCCGCUGCUCGGGCUCUGGUGCUGGGUGGAGGAAAGGGGUGCUUGGAAUCGAUCCACAUUUUCCGACCUUUUUGUUGGACAUUCGGCCCACGUUGGACGCUGCAAGAGGAGCUGUCAAGCCCCGCAGGCUCUGAUUCCGCCCUCCGUCUUCCUCGCCUCCUCCCGGGCUCCCGGUGGCUCGGUGGAGUAUUUGCGUUCCGGGCUCGGGCUGAGGAGGCAGCCACACGCGCGCACACGUUCAGAGGAGGGCGAAAGGCAGCGGCGCCCGCACCAUCUGCAGUGUCAAUGCGGCGCUCCCGCUGAAGGAGGCAACAGCGGAGCUUCUAGGAAACGCUGACCUCAGUGUGAGCGGGCCACAGGCCACAGCUGGGGUUGGCUGGAACAGACCACAGGAAGCAGAUUCUGCUUCUAGAUCAUCUGGGUGUGGAUGUGGGUGCCAGAGAUAGGUACUCAGAGCAGCAGGAGCAGCCUGCAAGGUACACCCCGAGCGCCUGGCUUCUUCAGGAACCAGAAUUAGAAAGAACCACAUUUUUAUGGUGUGGGGCCCCCUGGAGCACCCC